CACGGUCACGUCAGUGAGGCAGGAACAAGGACAGACUAUUGUACUGUGGCAUAACGCUGUUCACCUCGUUGGUUAUACACCAAUAUUUUGUUUAUUGCACAGGAUAGGAACGUUUCUGAUAGCUUUUUUUUUUUACACUGUCAGCGGUGAUUUCACUACUUGGAUAAAUCGGGAUCAUUGAUUUCGUGUAUUGUUGCUCCAGAUUGAUGCUUUCAUUCACGUGUGUGUGCUGGUGACACUUUUCCAUGGAGAUGCAGGUGGUGCAGCGGGCCAGGGAGAACUUCCUUGCCGGGAGGUCGCGACCCCUGGAGUUCAGAGUUCAGCAGCUCAAGUCCCUCCAGAGGAUGAUCACAGACAGACAGGGAGAGAUCGCCACCGCCCUCAAACAGGACAUCAACAGGAGCCAGUACGACACCCCAUUGUUGGAGCUGAUCGGCCUGGAGAAUGAGAUCAGCCUGGCUGUGUCAAAGCUGGCGCAGUGGGCUGCUCCUCGGCCAGUAGAGAAGAGCCUCCUCACCAUCUCAGACCAGGUAUAUAUCCAGCCAGAGCCCCUGGGAGUGGUCCUCAUCAUCGGGGCCUGGAACUACCCCUGGGCCCUCACCCUGCAGCCCCUGGUCGGGGCCAUCGCGGCUGGCAAUGCCGCUGUGGUGAAGCCAUCUGAGCUGAGUGAAUACUCAGCUAGUCUCCUCAAAGCUCUGCUCCCACGAUAUCUGGACCAGGAGCUGUACCCUGUAGUGUGUGGGGGUGUCUCAGAGACCCAGGAGUUGCUGCGUCAGCGUUUCGACCACAUCUUCUACACAGGGAACAGCACUGUGGGUAAACUGGUGAUGGAGGCCGCAGCCCGACACCUCACCCCUGUGACCCUGGAGCUGGGAGGGAAGAGCCCCUGUUACAUCGAUAAGGACGUCGACCUCAGAGUUGCCUGCCGGCGUAUCACCUGGGGGAAGUUUGUGAACUGUGGUCAGACGUGCAUCGCCCCAGACUACAUCCUGUGUGAACCCAGCAUCCAGAACAGAGUGGUAGAGGGCAUCCGGCAGACACUACUGGAGUUCUAUGGGCCCGACCCCAAAUCCUCCCCUGACUAUGGCCGCAUCAUCAACCAGCGCCACUUCAACCGCGUAAUGGCUCUACUGGAUGGCUACACAGCGGCGCUAGGGGGCCAGAGUGACUCAUCACAGCGCUACAUUGCCCCCACGGUGGUGAAGGACGUGCCCCCCCAUGCUAGGCUGAUGCAGGAGGAGAUCUUCGGCCCUCUGUUGCCCAUAGUGACCGUCAGCGACAUAGAUGACGCCAUCCACUUCAUCAGCGAGAGAGAGAAGCCCCUGGCGAUCUACGUCUUCUCCUCCAACAAGAAGGUCUGGAGGGAGCUAGUGAUAAAGCGAAUGCUGGCUGAGACUACCAGUGGCGGGGUGACAGUCAACGACGUUAUGAUGCACUACACCCUCAACUCUCUGCCCUUCGGGGGUGUAGGUCAGAGUGGAACAGGCAGGUAUCAUGGGAAACACACCUUUGACCAGUUAAGCCACCAUCGGGCAUGUCUGGUCAAGUCCCUGGGCAUGGAGGAGGUCAACAUGGUGUGGUACCCACCCCAGAACCACCAGAAGGCUCGCAGGGUCAGGCUGACCAUGAGGACCCCACUGGUUGACUUCUCUAGGAAAACCUACAUCUGGGCCGUGACGGCCACCGUCUUUGCUUUCGGUCUCUUGGUCACCUUGACUGCCAUCCUGCUAAUUGCUGGUGGCCUGAACUGCACCUGUUGGAGGGUCUGGCAAAUCUGGCGCUAGUCUGUACCUGUAUUGGCCGACGUACACUAACGUUCAACAGUUUGGGGUCACUUAGA
Messenger RNA from Oncorhynchus tshawytscha (Chinook salmon), 1840 nucleotides. RefSeq names its product aldehyde dehydrogenase family 3 member A2. NCBI's taxonomy places the organism in Eukaryota, Metazoa, Chordata, Actinopteri, Salmoniformes, Salmonidae. The coding region runs from base 246 to 1784 and encodes 512 amino acids. The record is from RefSeq and is a predicted model, not a curated record. Gene Ontology annotation, biological process: aldehyde metabolic process. Gene Ontology annotation, cellular component: cytoplasm. The transcript has 11 exons. Gene Ontology annotation, molecular function: aldehyde dehydrogenase (NAD+) activity.